Girardinichthys multiradiatus is the source of this 943-nucleotide messenger RNA. RefSeq names its product lipopolysaccharide-induced tumor necrosis factor-alpha factor homolog. The record is from RefSeq and is a predicted model, not a curated record. The coding region runs from base 178 to 654 and encodes 158 amino acids. The transcript has 5 exons. Gene Ontology annotation, molecular function: zinc ion binding. Lineage: Eukaryota; Metazoa; Chordata; Actinopteri; Cyprinodontiformes; Goodeidae.
AUCAUUGAAAGAAGCAGGAAAUGGUCCUGCUCCUGAUUCAUUUCACAGCUAAUAUUUAGUCUUGGAUUUGUUGCACUUGUCAAUCAUUCAAAACAAGACAAACUGAACAGAAAAACAGUUUAUCCAUUUCUUUUGUUGCUGUUUUUUCAUUCGGAUUCACUGGUGGGAUUUCUAAAGAUGGAAAAAGGACCCCAACCACAGGAUCCGGCUCCACCCUACCCCGGCCCUCCCUUGAAUUAUAGCGGUACCGGGCCUCAGCCAGGGAUGUACGCUCAACCAGGCUAUCCUGCUCAACCAGGCUAUCCUGCUCAACCAGGCUUUCCUGCUCAACCAGGCUUCUCCGCUGUCCCUGCUGGAUACCAGGGAGGUGUUGCUUUUGCUCCUGUCCCAGCUGCAGCAGCAGUGACUCAUGUGGUAGUAACACCUGCACUAACAGACGUCCCUGGACAGACUUUGUGUCCUCACUGCCGGCAAACUGUGAUCACUCAGACUCAGCACACACCAGGAUUGUUGGCCUGGGUUAUCUGCGGAGGGAUGACCCUCUUGGGAUUCUGGCUUUGCUGCUGUAUCCCAUUUUGCCUCGAUUCCUGUAAUGAUGUGGAGCAUCGCUGUCCAAACUGCCAAAAUCUUGUUCACAUAUACAAACGAAUGUAAAACGACUCCAAAGGAAGGAACUACUCAGUUUCAUGAAGGAAAAAUAAUUCUAUGCAAGUUAAAUCUGAAGAAAUGUGAAUUCCAAUAUGUGAUUGGUCAUUUUAAAAGUUAGGAUUAGGCAAUCAGAGUAGUCUUUAUUUUUAUUGUCACAAUAAAAAGAAUAAUUUGUUUGCUUCUAUUGUGGUUGUUCCAUAUUUUAUGCAUGAUUGGUGUCACGUUUUGUCAUACUGAUCUUUUUUGAACAGUUUUUCAGCAAAAAAAAAUAAAAAUUAAAAGACGUGCUUAAAAA